AUGAAUUUAGAAAAACAAGAAAAACUAGUUUCUGAACUUGAUGCAGUUAUAGAAUCUCUUGAAAAAGAAAUUAUAGAAGUUUGUAAACUUAAUAAUAACAUUAAAGUACAAUUAGAUGACAUGGAGAAGGAUGAAUUACUUACUCUAGCAUGGAUUUCUGCAUAUCCAAAAGAUUUAUAG
Molecule: messenger RNA, 180 nt
Organism: Vairimorpha ceranae
Lineage: Eukaryota; Fungi; Microsporidia; Nosematidae
Exons: 1
Coding region: 1-180 (59 amino acids)
Source: RefSeq, a predicted model, not a curated record